Messenger RNA from Nannochloropsis gaditana CCMP526, 822 nucleotides. It is a transcript of the gene MMSB, whose product is annotated as 3-hydroxyisobutyrate dehydrogenase. The record is from RefSeq and is a predicted model, not a curated record. The transcript has a single exon. Gene Ontology annotation, cellular component: mitochondrion. The coding region runs from base 1 to 822 and encodes 273 amino acids. Gene Ontology annotation, molecular function: NAD binding; 3-hydroxyisobutyrate dehydrogenase activity; NADP binding. Gene Ontology annotation, biological process: L-valine catabolic process.
AUGUCAUCCCUCGAAGCGAAAGGUGCUCGAGUUGCUGCCUCGGGCGAGGAGGUAGCACGCCAAGCACAUGUCAUUAUGACCAUGCUUCCGGCCACGCAACACGUCCAGGCUGUAUUCGGUGACAUUAUCAUCCCUCACGCCCGGAAGGGAACGCUAUUGAUUGACGGUAGCACGAUUGAUCCCACGGCAAGUAAGGCCCUGGCCGCCCGAGCCAAAACGAUGGGGCUGGACAUGGUGGAUGCGCCUGUCAGUGGUGGAGUAGGCGGUGCCGAAGCAGGAACAUUAACAUUCAUGGUGGGUGGAGACGUGCAAUGCGUUAAAAAGGCAGAGGUGUCCAUGCUUAGGCACAUGGGCAAGAAGGUGGUGCACUGUGGACCUGUGGGCACGGGCGCUAUCGCCAAGAUAUGUAACAACCUGAUCCUUGGCAUCAAUAUGGUUGGAGUUGCGGAAGCUAUGCGGCUAGGCGUGGCCCUGGGAAUGGAUCCGCACAUUUUGAACGGCGUGGUCAAUGCUUCCAGUGGUCGGAGUUGGGUUACGGAGACCUACAAUCCGUGCCCAACGGUCGUUCCCUCCGCCCCGUCCUCCCACGAUUAUCAAGGCGGCUUUGCCUCCAAGCUCAUGCAGAAGGAUCUUGGGAUCGCAGGCGACGCCGCCAAGGUGGUCGGAGUACCAUUACCGUUGGGCGCCGCGGCGCAACAAUUAUACGCUUUGAUGCAAGUCAAUGAUCUUGGCAAUAAAGAUUUUUCCAGCGUUUAUCGCUUUUUGGAGGGAGCGAGAGGGAGCGACAGCAGCAAGAAUGAAACUGGUGGCAAAAGGGAAUAA